AUGGACUGUGAAAAAUCAGUCAACAUCCUUGACACCUCCGGGUCAAUGUUUGCGUACCCAUGGCUGGAAUACCAAAAGAACACCAAAGAACUCAGAAAAGCUACAACUCCCGUUUACUUGCCUUUGUUCUACUACCAGAUGCCAAAGAAAGAACUUCCCCCAAGUCCGGAGUGCUGGAGGCAGUACCCAGGCAAGCCAAAUGCAGUCCCUUACUGCUACUUCAACAAGCCUGAAGUCUACACGCACUGGCGUAUCCUAUACGACCAGCGGGAGGAACGAGUGGCCCAGAAGAUGUUACGGAAAAUGAGAGAUCAUUCUAGGUACCUCAAAGAGGAUACCCAAGCCCAUCUUCCCAUGAGCAAAUAUCAGGUGGGAUCCGGGUCCUUAGAGCUGACUGGGGACACCUUGAAGUGGCAAAGAUUAAAGGAACUCACAAAAAGCCUGAACUCUCCCACAGAGGAUGAGCAGUUGUAUGCAGCACAGGCUCUGGGGUGCUUGGGCAUCAGUGACAACUUUGUCAUGGAGGCAUUAUGGCAGGUGGCCCAUACUGGUCCAGAGAAAGUGAAGUAUGAGGCCUAUCGAUCCCUGGCCAUCCUGGGUUGCCUGAAUAAGCAUGUGAUCCGGUAUCUCAUCAAACAGUUGAAGGAACAAAAUGAGGAUCAAAAGUUGGAGACUUUGGUGGGGCUGCGAAUGGCUCUGAACUCCUGGGCUGCUCUCCCUACAGAUAAGAGGAGUCAAGUUGGGUAUGAAGAAAAGUUGGUACCGGAGCUACAGAUGCUGAUAAAGAAGUCAUCGCAUGAAAUUGCCCUGGAGGCAGCCCUGUGCUUGGGCUUCCUGAGGCCCUACAGUGACAUGGCCCGAGAGUUCUUGUUGCAGUGCCUGUGCCAAGGGCUCAAGAAGCAGCAGAUGAAGGCACUUAGGAUGCUGGUCAAGAAGAUGCAUGUACACUCAGCCUCGGUCAUCAAGGCUACCCUAGACCAGCUGUGUUCUUCCAGUGUCCUUGAGGACCGCUCUGAAGCCACCCAGAUGCUGAGGACCAUUGGGCUGGAACAGAUUCAGGCACAAGGACUAGAAGAACUCACGUUUGACCUGCUCAAGAAGAAGACACAUAAUGAACCCUUCCUCGUUGUAAGGCGGGCUGUGGCUGAAACUGUGGAAGAGCUCAAGAUGAGACCUAUGAUGAUGAACAUGGUGGAAGCGCAACUGACGAACCCAGAUCCCAUUGUACGCAAGGAAGCAGUCACUUCUUUGGGUGUCCUGGGAAUCCACAGAUCACACGUGUUCCACUUGCUCCUGGACAUGCUAGAUUCAGAGGACCAUCAGGAUGUAAAGAAAAGUCUACAAGAAACAUUAAUCCUUUGUGCCUCAACUGAUCCUUGGAUCCAAAGGAAGCUGAAGAACAAGGUUUUCCUUGUAUGUGAGGCAACUGAGACCCCGGUGAAGGCAGAGCCUACAAAGAUCUGUCAGAAGACUGAUAACCUGGAAGAGUUAAAUAUCCAAGACUUUCGACUUGCAAAGCUAAACCCUUUGUUUAUUGCCAAGUCUAGCCCCAAUGAGGAUGAGAAGAAAAAGUUGUAUGCCUUCCCACCACUUUUGUGCUCUACACCACAAAAACACAGGUCACAGGCUACAGGGCCCUGGCAGCUAAAGCUCAGCCAAGAGUUCCAGAUCCUUACGGAUAAUGCCAAAUAA
Nycticebus coucang (slow loris) is the source of this 1692-nucleotide messenger RNA. It is a transcript of the gene HEATR9, whose product is annotated as HEAT repeat containing 9. The transcript is spliced from 15 exons. Bases 1 to 1692 code for a protein of 563 amino acids. The record is from RefSeq and is a predicted model, not a curated record. Lineage: Eukaryota; Metazoa; Chordata; Mammalia; Primates; Lorisidae.